Molecule: messenger RNA, 1028 nt
Organism: Gordionus sp. m RMFG-2023
Lineage: Eukaryota; Metazoa; Nematomorpha; Gordioida; Chordodea; Parachordodidae
Product: ITG-like peptide
Exons: 4
Coding region: 122-823 (233 amino acids)
Source: RefSeq, a predicted model, not a curated record
AUUAUGGAAUAUUCGGGAAUAAAAAAUUAUAAUUUUAUUUAAUGAUUUUUUAGAUUUAAUCCUUUCAAUAACGUUGAUUUUUUUUAUAAAAAUAUAUAGAAUAUUUUAAAAUAUCUUUAAAAUGGAAAUAUUUUUCAUAAACCCUAUGAUUUUAAUUCUAAUGUUUUGUUCUUAUCCAGGAUAUGUCCAGGCACAUUUCUAUGGAAAAUUUAGGGAGAGUUCAUCUGGAAUAUCCAACAAAUAUCCAUUCAAUUAUGACAAAGGCUUUUUAGGUGACUUAGAUUACAAGGAUGAAUGCAGUAAAAGGUGUAAAAUAUCGGAAGAUUGCUGCAGAGGAUUUACCUGCAUGAGUUCAGUGAUACGAAAUGCUUUUACGGAAGGAUUGGGACUCUGUGUUCAAGAAAAAAAGGAUAAGGAAGGUAUUGCAUGUAUACGUGAUACGGAUUGUUAUCCUUAUGAGUGCAUUGAAAUGAAAACCAUCUUUCCAACUUUAAGGUUUUGUCAAAAGCCUGAAAUUGUGAUAAACAAUCAAAUUGACCCGUUUAGAAGCUCAAAUAUCAUGAAAAAACAAUUUAACGAUAAUUGUCAAACUAGUCAAGAUUGCAAUCAAGAACAAGGUUUAUGUUGCUCUAGGGUUAGGAUUCAUCGGCAACCACAUUCCCUGAAAUGCAUGUAUAAGGAAUCUGUCAAAUGCGUGGAGGGCGAAGAUAACGAAACGGAUGGAGUUAUAAGUGAAGUUGGGUCCUAUGGGGUUAAAGGCGAAAGGAAGGCUAAUGCAAUGAGUCGAUUUUUCCCUAUGAGAUUAAGACCUUAUUUUAGAUGAAUUUAUAAUCAUGACCAUGAAUAGACGAUUGUCAAAAAAGGAAAUUAAUAUUUUUUUAUGUGCAAUUAUUAUUAUUGAUUCUUUUAAGAAAUUUACAAAAUAUUAAUAUUUAACGUAUAUCCCGUGAUUUGCAAUAUUCCAAUAAUUGUUAAUUAUUGGAACAUAUUGAUAUUUAUAUGAUAUAAUUCAUUGUGCUCAUCAUUUA